Messenger RNA from Apodemus sylvaticus (European woodmouse), 2466 nucleotides. Its product is annotated as interferon-induced protein with tetratricopeptide repeats 1. The transcript is spliced from 2 exons. Gene Ontology annotation, biological process: defense response to virus. The record is from RefSeq and is a predicted model, not a curated record. Lineage: Eukaryota; Metazoa; Chordata; Mammalia; Rodentia; Muridae. Bases 178 to 1569 code for a protein of 463 amino acids. Gene Ontology annotation, cellular component: cytosol. Gene Ontology annotation, molecular function: RNA binding; protein binding.
UCCCAAGGCUGACUGCAAAGAGCACACCCCCAGCUGGCAGAGUUUACCAAGCCUUUAAAAAAAACUAAGCUUCCAGUAGGUGUGCGAGUCUGGAAGAGAGCAGAGAGGCAAGACAGGUUUCUGAGGAGUCCUGCUCUGCUGAAAACCCAGAGAACAGCUACCACAUCCACAGCAACCAUGGGAGAGAAUGUGGAUGGUGACCAGCUCAUGGAGAAUCUGCUUCAGCUAAGAUGCCACUUCACAUGGAGGCUGCUAUUUGAAGAGGAUGACAUUCCAGAUUUGGAAGUGAGAAUCUCAGAGCAGGUCCAGUUCCUUGACCUCAAAAACCCAUUGGGGAUGCACAACCUCCUGGCCUACGUGAGACACCUGAAAGGCCAGCACAAUGAGGCCCUGCAGAGCUUGAGAGAAGCUGAAGCCUUGGUCCAGAGAGAGAAGUUGGGCAAGAGAAGCCUGGUGACCUGGGGCAACUGUGCCUGGGUGCAUUACCACAGGGGCAGCUUGGCCAAAGUCCAGAUCUACCUGGACAAGGUAGAGAAGGUUUGCAAGGAAUUUGCAAGUCCUUUCCGCUACAGGAUGGAUUGUGCUGAGAUGGACUGUGAGGAAGGCUGGGCCUUGCUAAAGUGUGGAGGACAAAAUUAUAAACGAGCCCUGGGCUGCUUUGCAAAGGCUCUAGGAGCGGAACCUGAAAACCCUGAGUUCAACACUGGAUAUGCAGUUGUAGCCUAUCGCCAAGAUGUAGAUGACAACUAUAUUUCUCUAGAACCUCUAAGGAAGGCUGUCAGGUUAAAUCCAGAAGAUCCAUACCUUAAAGUUCUCCUUGCCCUAAAGCUUCAGGAUUUAGGAGAACAUGGUGAAGCAGAAGCAUACAUUGAAGAAGCCCUCAGCAGCAAAUCUUGCCAAAGCUAUGUCUUUCGCUAUGCUGCCAAAUAUUUCCGUAGGAAAGGUUGCAUAAACAGAGCUCUUCAUCUUCUAGACAAGGCCUUGCAGGUAUCACCUUCCUCUGGCUACCUACAUUAUCAAAAAGGGCUCUGCUACAAACAACAAUUUUUCCAACUGAAGAAAUCCAGAAACAGGCAGCCCAGAAGGCAGGACAAUGUGCAGGAAUUGGCACAACAGGCCAUUUAUGAAUUUCAAGAGACUGUGAAACUGAGGCCCACAUUUGAGAUGGCUUAUGUUUGCAUGGCUGAAGUGCAGGCAGAAAUUCACCAAUAUGAAGAAGCAGAGGGAAAUUUCCAGAAGGUACUGAACAUGAAAAACGUCUCAGCUCACAUAGAGCAGGAUAUUCAUUUCCGUUAUGGAUGUUUCCAACAGUUUCAUAAGAAGUCAGAAGACAAGGCAAUCACCCACUACUUAAAAGGCCUAAAAAUAGAAGAGAAGUCCUUUGCUUGGAGGAAACUACUCAACGCUUUGGAGAAAGUAGUUGAAAGACGUGUUCACCAGAAUGUUCGACUUAUGGAGAGCACCAGCCUUCUUGGGCUCGUCUACAAACUGAAAGGGCAAGAGAUAAAGGCCCUGCUUUACUAUGAGAAGGCCCUGAGGCUCUCUGGGGAAAUGAACCCUGCAUUUUGAAUGCAGCUCACCUCUGUGAAGCUAAUAUACUCACAACCAAGUGUCCCAGUGCUCCUUCCUGAUUUCUCUUUCCAGAUCUGUUUAUUGAAAUGCCAAGUUGCUAAGUACAUUUUCUGCUGCAGCUUCUUUCUGGUCACUCAUGAUCCUAUCUAGAAGGCACUUCCAUCUCUCAGAUACCUACUCACUUAAAUGAGGACUGAUUCCUGUUGUUCUAGACUCCUGUGCGCUGUAGAAUCACAGAACCUUUUCCUUAUGUCUGUGCCUUUGGAACAGAUAUCUUCUACCCUUUGCCGGCCAAUGUCCUGAACAAAAACAAUUUCAGAGCAAAACAAAUGAGCACCGAAGAAAGUUUGAAAGCAAAAGAGGUCACACAUUACUGGAAAGAUAUUAAAAACCAAGAAGAUGUUUGUCUUACUAGAGAAUUAAAGUGAAAACCCUCCUUAGGUAGUAAAUUCUGAAAAUUACCUAAGUCACUUCUUUCAAUAUUUGUAUGCUAAAAUUAUUCAUUGAAAGUGACUGCAGUAACAAAUUUUGUAUCGUCUGUUGAUGCCAUUAUAAAGUAUGCACCUCUAUGUUAUCCUCAGCUUGAUAUGUAAAGGAGCUGCUUGCAUUACGCUGACUUAUAGGCAUAUUGUGGCAUCUUUGUUCCUGGAUUCCUGACUGUUGUAUUUAUGACUCAGCCAAUUGUGAUUGGCUCCAUCCCUAGGCAGGUGGUCUUGGCUAUACAAGAAAUCUAGCUGUGUAUGUGCCAGUGAAUGAACCAGCAAGCAGAAUUCCACCAUGAUUCCUACCCAAUUUCCUGCCUUGACUUUCUGCCCUGAGUUUCAUCCCCAAAUUUCCUCUGUGAUAGAUUGUGAUCUCUAAGCAUAAGUCAAAUAAACAUUUUCCCCCAAGUUG